ACGGCCCGGGACGGCCGGGGCACGGCGGCGGCGGCGGCGGCGGUGGGAGCGGGCACCGCCGCGGGCCGCGCCGACGCCUCCGCCUGACCCCCGUCCUGCCCGCCGUGCCCGUGUCACCCCGCCCGAGGUGUCACCAUGCUUGUCAAGGAGUACCGCAUCUGCAUGCCGCUCACCACCGAGGAGUACCGCGUGGGGCAGCUCUACACCAUCAGCAAGCACAGCCACCAGGAGAGCGAGAAGGGCGAGGGCGUGGAGGUGGUGAAGAACGAGCCCCACGAGGACCCCGUGCACGGCCCCGGGCAGUUCACAGAGAAGCGAGUCCACCUCUCCAGCAAACUGCCUAGCUGGGCACGGGCAGUGACCCCCCGCAUCUUCUACAUCACCGAGAAGGCCUGGAACUACUACCCCUACACCAUCACGGAGUAUACGGUAAGGAGCUGGCAUGGGAUGACCUGUGCCCUCUCCCAGCAGUGCUCCUUCCUGCCCAAGUUCUCCAUCUACAUCGAGACCAAGUACGAGGACAACUGUGGGGACAGUGAGAAUAUCUUCCACAGUGACAAAAUCCUGGGUGACCAUGAGGUCUCUUUCCUGGACAUCGCCUUUGAUGAGAUCCCAGAGCGCUACUACCGCAGCCUGGAGGACCCCCGUUUCUUCAGCUCGGCCAAGACGGGCCGGGGGCCGCUGCGGGAGGGCUGGCGCCAGCACACCAAGCCCAUCAUGUGCUCCUACAAACUGGUGAGCGUCAAGUUCGAGGUGUGGGGGCUGCAGACGCGGGUGGAGCAGUUCGUGCACAAGGUGAUCCGGGACAUCCUGCUGAUCGGGCACCGGCAGGCUUUCGCCUGGGUGGACGAGUGGUGCGGGAUGACGAUGGAGGAGGUGCGGCGCUACGAGCAGGAGACGCAGGAGGCCACCAACGAGCUCAUCGGCCUGGUGGCACCGGCCAUCUCGGUCAGCGAGGUGGAGCAGCCCACGGCCACGCACUCGGCCCCUGCCAGCGCCCCCUCCACCCCCCUCAGCGACGAGGCCCCCGAGUUCCUGGCUCCCCCCAAGACUCGCCCGCGGAAGAAGUCGGCGCCGGAGACCCUGACGCUGCCCGCGCUGCGGGAACGCGCUGGCGCCGAGUGACAACGGCAGUGCCACUCCGUGCCGGACUGUGCCAGCUCUGCCGCCCACCCCGGCCCCGCCGACAGGUGCAGAGCCCAGGGAGGGACCCGGACCCGCUGUCAGGGCGCUGGCAGCCCUGGAGUGUGCUGGCCUCCCUGAGCCACCGUGGGUACCCACACGGCUCAGUGCCACCACUGCUAUGCCAGACCAGCUGGCUGCACCAGGAGGGGACGCCAGGCCAGCGCGGGUCCCGGCAGCGUCGGGCGAUGCCGCAGAGCUGCUUCCCUCGACUCCACCCGCCCCGGUGUCCGCAAGGGCCACCGAGGCUGGCGAGCAGUGGGGAGGCCCCAGCUGGCACCCAUUUGCCGUGGCCGGGCUGGUGGCCGGUGCCAGGCUGGAGCAGUGCCCUGCAGGGUAGGCACCAGCGUGGGGGCACAGUGAGGGUGACAGUGACAGCCCAAGCACUGGGCUGGGGCUCCCCACGGGACUCCAAGGGGCUGCAGAGCCCCGUGCACAGCUGGUCCUGCAGUCAGGGUCCCCUUCGCUGUCCCUCCAGAGGCCGUGGCAGCUCGAGGGGGCCUGGGGUGGGCUCAGCCCCUCGUUUUCUUUAGGAAAACAAAGGCCUUUUUGGAAAUAAAGCUCGAGACACGGCA
Messenger RNA from Haemorhous mexicanus (house finch), 1757 nucleotides. Its product is annotated as cytoplasmic phosphatidylinositol transfer protein 1-like. The coding region runs from base 136 to 1125 and encodes 329 amino acids. Gene Ontology annotation, cellular component: cytoplasm. Gene Ontology annotation, molecular function: phosphatidylinositol transfer activity; phosphatidylinositol binding. Lineage: Eukaryota; Metazoa; Chordata; Aves; Passeriformes; Fringillidae. Gene Ontology annotation, biological process: phospholipid transport. The transcript has 10 exons. The record is from RefSeq and is a predicted model, not a curated record.